This is a messenger RNA of Trichosurus vulpecula (common brushtail), 1815 nucleotides long. Its product is annotated as keratin, type II cytoskeletal 2 oral-like. Lineage: Eukaryota; Metazoa; Chordata; Mammalia; Diprotodontia; Phalangeridae. Gene Ontology annotation, biological process: intermediate filament organization; keratinization. Bases 1 to 1815 code for a protein of 604 amino acids. The record is from RefSeq and is a predicted model, not a curated record. Gene Ontology annotation, molecular function: structural constituent of skin epidermis. The transcript has 10 exons. Gene Ontology annotation, cellular component: keratin filament.
AUGAACAGACAAGUCUGCAAGACCUCAGGCAGUGGGAGCCAGGGCUUCUCUGGCCGCUCUGUGGUAGUCUCUGGCAGCAGCCGCAUGAGCUGCGUGGCACGCACAGGGCGCUCUGGUGGAGGAGCUUGUGGGUCUCGUAGUGGGGCAGGUGGCUUUGGCAGCCAAAGUCUCUACAAUCUGGGUGGCAGCAAGAGCAUCUCCUACAGUGUGGCUGGUGGUUCCAGGGGUGGGGCCUUUGGCUAUGGUGGUGGACGCAGCAGCUGUGGAAGUGGCUUUGGGGGUGGCUUUGGAGGAGGCAGGGGGGUAAGAGGUGGCUUUGGAGGAGCUGGUGGCUUUGGAGGAGCUGGUGGUUUUGGUGGCCUGGGUGGCUUUGGAGGAGCUGGUGGCUUUGGACCUGGUGGCUUCCCUGGUGGGAUCCAAGAAGUGACUGUCAACCAGAGUCUCCUGCAACCCCUCAAUGUGGAGAUUGACCCCCAGAUUGGUGCUGUGAGGACUCAGGAGCGGGAGCAGAUCAAGAUCCUCAACAACAAGUUUGCCUCCUUCAUUGACAAGGUGCGGUUCCUGGAGCAGCAGAACAAGGUUCUGGAGACCAAGUGGAACCUGCUCCAGCAACAGGGUGUCAACUCUGUCACAGGCACCAACAGCCUUGAGCCCCUCUUUGAAAGCUACAUCAGCAACCUUCAGAGGACUUUGGAUGGGCUCCAGGGGGAGCAUGGGAAACUGGAUGGGGAGCUGAGGAGCAUGCAAGAGCUGGUGGAAGACUUCAAAAAGAAAUAUGAAGAUGAGAUCAACAAACGCACAGCUGCAGAGAAUGAGUUUGUUGGGAUCAAAAAGGAUGUGGAUGCUGGUUACAUGAACAAGGUUGAAUUGCGGGCUCAUGCAGACAGCCUGACAGAUGAGCUCAACUUCCUGAGAGUUCUCUAUGAGAUGGAGUUGUCUCAGAUGCAAACUCAUGUCAGUGACACCUCUGUGAUACUCUCUAUGGAUAACAAUCGCUGCCUCAACCUGGACAGCAUCAUUGCUGAGGUCAAGGCUCAAUAUGAGGAGAUCACCCAGAAGAGUAAGGCAGAAGCUGAGGCUGCAUACCAGACCAAGCUUGGAGAGCUGCAGACCACAGCUGGCAGAUAUGGUGAUGACCUGAAGAGCACCAAGAGUGUGAUUAUGGAACUCAAUAGGACGAUCCAGAGAUUGCGAGCUGAGAUUGAGAAUGUCAAGAAACAGAAUGCCAAUCUUCAGGCAGCCAUAGCUGAAGCUGAGCAGCAUGGGGAGCUAGCCCUCAAGGAUGCCCAGGCCAAACUCCAGGAAUUGCAGUCCGCCCUGCAAAAGGCCAAGGAUGACCUGGCCCGCUUGCUUCGGGACUACCAGGAACUGAUGAAUGUGAAGUUGGCCCUGGAUGUUGAGAUUGCCACCUACAGAAAGCUUCUGGAGGGCGAGGAGUGCAGAAUGUCAGGAGAGUGCCAGAGUGCUGUGAGCAUCUCUGUGGUGAGCAAUGUUACCAGCAGUAGCACCAGUGGUGGUUUUGGUGGAAGUGCUGGCAGCAACUUAGGGGGCCUCCAGACCUCUGGAAGUGGAGGACACAGCUCUGGAAGCAGCCUGCAGACCUCUGGAAGUAGAGGAUACAGCUCUGGAAGCAGCCUCCAGACCUCUGGAAGUGGAGGAUACAGCUCUGGAAGCAGUCUCCAGACCUCUGGAAGUGGAGGAUACAGCUCUGGAAGCAGUCUCCAGACCUCUGGAAGUGGAGGAUACAGCUCUGGAAGCAGAGGCAGUUCCAGCAUUCACGUGUCUCAGACCAGCUCCAGCCAGCGCUGCAAGUAA